GCUUUAAGAUUCGUUCCCUUGAGCACAAGCUUAGCCUUAUAGGGGAGCAGCAGCGGCUUUGAAUUUGUGCGAGCGGGAAUAUGAUUUACACAAGGAGAAGGACUUGAUUUUUAAUGUUUCUUAACAUAUCAUAUAUUUCCAACUACCAAGUUUCGCUGAAACAAGAUGACAACUCCAGAGAAUGAUAACCUCGAGAAAAUUUCUCUCUGCGAAUGUGAGCAAAGAAAUGCUGAUUCAUCCUUGCAUGCAGAACACUUAAUUCCAAUUGCCUCAAAGAAAGAGGAUGGUUCGAGGUCUUACACAACUUUGAUGAUUAGUCCGACGACUGAUGAUGCUCAAGCUUGUUGGGAUACUCAAAAAAGGGACUAUGGAGCUGAUGUUCUAGAUACCGGUCAAAGAAAUCCAAGCUUAGACAUUGCUGAAAUUGUGGUAGAACAUGGGAAAGAGAGUUCCUCGAAAGAUACCAUUGUUGAGGACUCUAAUGCUAACAUUCCUAUCUUAGGAGAAAAAGGUUACAUUCCUAAGUCAUUAGCACUGGAAGAUUGCGAAGGCAGUGGAAGUGAGAAAACUGAAAAACAUAACCCCAUGCCUGAAGAGGGUCAAAGGAAUUCGGAGAAUGCUGUUAGUAAAUCAUCAUUUUUACCCAGUGGUACUAAUACUGACAUCUGGAAACCACCUGAACCAUAUGUCCUGGAGCAUGACAUGGACAGUGUUGCGUUUAAUGAUGAUGAUGAUGAUUAUUGUGGUGGUACAACUUGGGGCCAGUCAAGUUCAUUGAGUAGCUUUGAUGAAAACUCUCAGAACCAUCAUAGUCACAAGGAAGAGUGGAACAAGGCAAUGACAGAAGCUAGGAAUGGGCAGUUCAAGACUCAUGUUAUCCAACUUCUGGGCUUAGAGGGUUUGGGUGUAUCCAAUGGAGAUGGCGGUGAGAAUUGGCUUGACAUUGUGAUCGCUUUGUCUUGGGAAGCUGCAUUGCUUGUUAAGCCUGAUGCUAAUGAAGGAAGAGCUAUGGACCCUCGGUCAUAUGUCAAGGUGAAGUGCAUUGCAUCUGGUACUGGUAGCCAAAGUCAAGUGAUCAAGGCUUUAGUUUUCAAGAAAAACACUGCACAUAAGCACAUGCCUACGAAGUUGAGGAAUCCUCGACUGUUACUCCUUAAAGGAUCUCUUGGGGAUUCUGCAGUUGGGUUAUCAUCACUUAAAUCUAUGGACCAGGAAGAAGAAUAUAAACAGGCCUUUGCUGAGAUGAUAAAUUACUGUAAUCCUAAUGUGGUUUUGGUGGAGAAAACAGUUUCACGUGGCAUUCAAGAAUUUCUUAAUGAGAAAGGAAUUGCUUUGGCCUUUGAUAUGAAACUCCGACGUUUAGAAAGAAUUGCUCGCUGUACUGGUUCACAGAUAAUUUCUUCUGCAGACAUCCUGUUCAGGCCCAAGCUGAAGCAAUGUGAUUCUUUCCAUGUUGAGAAGUUUGUAGAGGAAUAUGACUUUACUGGAGAAGGUGGAAAGAAGCCGACCAAAACUUUAAUGUUUCUAGAGGGUUUUCCAAGACCGCUUGGUUGUACAAUAUUGCUCAAAGGUGCUCACAGAGAGAAACUGAAAAAGGUCAAAAGCGUACUGCGAUAUGCAGUAAUUUCAGCAUAUCACUUAAUCCUUGAAACUGCAUUCUUUGUGGAUCAGAAGACAUUUUUCUAUGACACGAAAGCUGUGAAAGAACUAAAUGAUACCUCGAUAAGUGAAUCAGGAGUUUCUUUAAAUGGUACUAUCUCCAUUGCCCAUGAUCUUAGUGGUGCUACAGCUGGCAGUUCUCCACUUAAUAUUACAUCGGAUCUUCCAAUUUCUAAUGUUCCAAUUUCUGAUGGGAAGCUGCUGUCUCCUGUUUCCGCUUCUCUCUGGAGAUUCAAUAUCCCACCUAUUAUUGACUCCAUUUCUUCACACGUAGAGGUCAAUGAAACAUUUGAUCCUAGGACGAAAGAAAAUGCCAGAACCGAGCAAGAGGAAACAGGUAAUCGGUUGAGCAAUGGUGAAAAGGCUGGGGUAGAGUUGAUUCAUAAUAUAAAUAUAGAAAGAACCAGUGAUACAACUACUACUGAGGUGAAAAUUGAAGGAAAAGAUGACAUUGAGAGUUCAUUAGACUCAAAAAGCAUAUUGGUAUUGCGGUCUAAGUAUUGUAUUCCCAAGCAGGAAGAUUGUGAGCAAGGUCACGUUUCUCGUAUAUAUUAUUAUGGAAAAGAUGACAUGUCUCUUGGACAUUUUUUGGAAGAUAUUUUACUUUGCCAGGAGCAUAGUUGCUCUUCUUGUGGCCAACCACCAGAAGAUCAUAUAUACCGUUAUACACACAAGAAUGGUACUCUCAGUGUUCUUAUAAGGCGCCUUUCUAGGGAAUUUUUUUUAUCAGGUGAAGAUGAAGGAAAAAUUUGGAUGUGGACCCAAUGUUUAAAAUGUGAGCACAAGAGUGGGACUCGGAAAACACGGAGGGUUGUGAUGUCUUCUGCAGCUCGUCGUUUCUCAUUCGGUAAGUUCUUAGAGCUCAGUUUAGCUAGUCAUUCUGCAGCUAGCAGGACAUCUAGAUGUGGGCAUUUACUACAUAGAGACUGUCUUCGUUUUUUUGGGUUGGGCACUAAGGUUGCAAUGUUUAGGUAUACCUCAGUUGAAAUAUACACCGCGUGUAAGCCACCACCAAUGCUGGAAUUCUGUAAUCCAAGCGAACAAGAGUGGUUUCUAAGAGAAGCAAAAGAUGUUCUUUCAAAAGGAGAUAUUUUCUUCACCGAGAUUGCACAAAUAUUAAAGAAGUUAAAGCCUAAAUGUUCUAGUACUUCCUUUAAGCAACACAUGGAGCUUUCAAGUUCAGCAGUUGAAUUUGAUGAAGUUGAAAAGAUGUUGAUGCAGGAAAAAACUGAAUUUGAGGACUCUUUGAAGAAUGGCCACAAGAUUCUCAAUUUGAAUUGGCUAAUUCAGGAGCUUCUACUUAUGCUUUAUAUUUGGGACCGUCGUUUACAUUCUGUUUCACUACAUGCAAGAGACGUAGAGACUUCCAAUGAUGCAGCCGAUGAAAUACUCCACGAGGUGCAAUCCUAUACUGCAGAAAGUUCUCCUUUCUCGAGUUUUACAACUGGUGUGGAAGAAAGCAUUUCUGUAGGCUUGGAUCGCAUGCAUGAAGACAACUCUGUCUCAGUUUCAAUUGAACCCCUGGAACCUGUUGAAAAAGUAAAGAAUUUGGAGGAACCUGAAGUUGACAAAAUGGCUGCUGAAGAUUCCCAGAUGUCUGAUGAAUUCAAAAUGGACGAUCCUAAAUGGAUCUGGUCUCCUUUUUCUAAACUGAGAAAGGAAUUAAGGCAGGAUCUUCAUGAUGGUUUAUUAAUAAAGUUUGAAUUUAUUAAUACAUAUUCUCCAACUUACCUUUCAAUGAUUCCUCAACUGGCUACUCAAGUAAUGGAUUCACUUCAUUUCUCAAUUGGUCCUGGUGGCAAUGUGAUAUCUGUAAUUGAAGAUGAAAUAUCGAGUAUAAUUUCUUGUGCCCUGGCUUUGUCUGAAGCUAGUCCUGCCUCUUCUGAAAAAGUAAUCGGAGCCAAAGAGAGGGAGGGCAAAGGUGAUACUGGCAAUGAAGUUAUUGACACUCUUAGAGUGACUGACAUCAGUGAGACAUGUACAGAAUCUUUUGAGACUGAAAGAAUAAAGUCAUCAAAGAGUUUCUCAUCACUUUCACCGAGUGAGCUAGCUACUUUUGGUUCUGAUGGUUCAUUAUUUGAUGAUAGGUUGAUACCUAUGGAAAAUCUGCAUCCUGAAACCACUGUUGGGUCUUACAAAUUUGCUGGAAAGAGUAAAUACUCAGUGGUUUGUAUAUACGCAAAGCUUUUCUAUUCUCUUCGAAAGAAGUGUUGUUCAUCAGAAAUGGCCUAUAUAGCCUCCCUAAGCCACUGUAAGAAGUGGGAUGCUCAAGGAGGAAAGAGCAAAGCAGUAUUUGAGAAGACAAUGGACGAUAGAUUGAUAAUAAAACAAAUAAAGAAGCCUGAAUUUGAGUCGUUCUUAAAGUUUGGGCCAUAUUAUUUUAAACAUGUUUAUGAGUCCUUAAACUCAGGAAGCCAGACAUGCCUUGCAAAAAUCUUGGGGCUUUAUCAGGUUAGGCAAUACAAAAGCGGAAAAGAAGUUAAGACUGAUAUCGUGGUGAUGGAAAAUCUUUUCUUUGGACGAAAGGUUUCUCGCAAGUAUGAUCUAAAAGGUUCUGUUUACUCCAGAUACAUCUCAAAUUCAAAUAAUUCCGAAAGUGUUUUCUUAGAUCAGAAUUUUGUCGAGGACAUGCGUGUAUCUCCUAUAUAUAUUGGAGGGAAAGAUAAACAUGUUCUCGAUCGAGCAAUUUGGAAUGAUACGUUUUUCCUUACUUCUAUAGAUGUAAUGGAUUACUCCUUACUUGUGGGAGUGGACAGGAAGAAGAAAGAGAUUGUAUUUGGUAUUAUAGAUUAUCUGAGGCAGUAUACCUGGGACAAACAUUUUGAGACCUGGGUAAAGUCUAAUCUUGUUGUUCCUAAGAAUGAAUUACCAACUGUAAUUUCGCCAAAAGAGUAUAAGAGGAGGUUCAGGAAAUUUAUGAGCAAAUACUUCUUGACACUUGAUACCUGUAACUCACAGCAGAUUUGAAGAUCCUGCAGAAAAAAUUUUAACGAUGAGAGCAAAAAUUCAUCCAGUCUACAUAAAGCCGUCAGAGAAGUAAAACUAAGAUGUUCCUCUUCUCUCAUCAUCUGCCUUCAUAUAUGUUGUAUAUACAUUUGUAACAUUUGAUCUUCCCUGCAUUUGCGACUUUUUAGCAAAUAUUUUGGGAAAUUGUCCCUGUUGUUCUUUCAAGCUAAUUUUGUUUCACAUCAAUAUGUAAUACAAUGGUCCCAGAAUUGUAAAGUUGAUCUGUUACAUGUA
Asparagus officinalis (garden asparagus) is the source of this 4899-nucleotide messenger RNA. RefSeq names its product 1-phosphatidylinositol-3-phosphate 5-kinase FAB1A-like. Gene Ontology annotation, biological process: phosphatidylinositol phosphate biosynthetic process. Lineage: Eukaryota; Viridiplantae; Streptophyta; Magnoliopsida; Asparagales; Asparagaceae. The coding region runs from base 166 to 4626 and encodes 1486 amino acids. The transcript is spliced from 14 exons. Gene Ontology annotation, cellular component: endosome membrane. Gene Ontology annotation, molecular function: ATP binding; 1-phosphatidylinositol-3-phosphate 5-kinase activity. The record is from RefSeq and is a predicted model, not a curated record.